This is a messenger RNA of Ruditapes philippinarum (Manila clam), 4598 nucleotides long. RefSeq names its product ankyrin repeat and EF-hand domain-containing protein 1-like. The record is from RefSeq and is a predicted model, not a curated record. Gene Ontology annotation, molecular function: protein binding; calcium ion binding. The transcript has 9 exons. Lineage: Eukaryota; Metazoa; Mollusca; Bivalvia; Venerida; Veneridae. Bases 393 to 2837 code for a protein of 814 amino acids.
UUGUAUUGAUACUGGAAGAGAACCAACCAAAUAAACACAAGGCUUCCCUGGUUACUGAUUUAGGACAAUAUGAUUAUUUUGUAAGAUUUCACGGAAUAUGAUAAAUUGGUAAAUAAAAACUGACAAGAAACUUUCAUUUAUGUGAUAUUCACAUGUGUUGUAGCAUCAUUUAUAAAAAUAAAGCGAAGUUAUCCCGUAAACAACGUUAGAUUUAUUAAAAAGAAACAAUAUUCGAGACUUCCGGUUCAUAGGUGUUCAAAAUAGUCAUUUCGGCAAAUUCUUUUGUCGUGUUCAAUUGAAAACAGUGAUUUCAUUAUUGUUUUCUAGUCAUGUGUUGGAACAAAUAUUUAUAACCAAAUAGAGUUUAAGAACAACCUUCUAGUUUUAUCAACAUGCCUCUUGCACAAACUAGACUAGAGACCCUGCAAGUCUGUAAACUGCUACAAUGUGUGAGAGACAAGGACAAGUCACAGAUAGAAAAGAUGUCACUUCAAGGGGUACCACAUUUAAUCAAUUACAAUGAUGCAAAUGAAGGUCAUACAGCUCUUUCGGUUGCAGCACGUGCAAAUGAUGAUGAUAUGAUAGAGUUUUUACUCGGUCUUGGUGCUCAUCCAGACGUGUUAGACUUUAAAGGAAGAUCAGCUGCUAUGAGAGCGGCAGAAUAUGGCCACGUAGAUUGUCUAGCAAAAUUAGCAGAAAAAGGCGCUAACAUGAAAUUAACAGAUAGAGAAGGAAAAGGGAUAUUGUUCUAUUGUAUUUCACCAACACAACGUCAUGCUAAGUGUUUAGAGAUUGCUGUGCUGAAUGGUGCCGAGGUUAACAACACAGACAAACAAGGUAUUCCAGUAUUACUUCAUGCCUGUGAAACAGCAAUGGACAAUGAAGAGAUGUGUUUAUUACUUAUUCAGAAAGGAGCAGAACCAAAUUCAAAACAAGAGGAACCAGAAGAGGGCUUUGGUCCUGAUCCUAAGAAAAAGAAAGCUCCACCAAAGAAAAAAUCUAAGAAGAGAGCUAAAGGCUUAAAAUUUGUAGAUCCAGAUGAGAAAACAGGGAAGUCUGCAUUAAUGGCUGCUGCAGCUAGUGGAAGUGUCAAGGUUGUUAGGGCAUUACUACAGAAUGGUGCAGACGUAAAUGGGACAGAUCUCCGACAUAAUCACGCGGCUCAUUUUGCUGCGGCAAGUGGCUCUUUAGAGGUACUUGCAUGUAUGGCUGGUUAUGGGGCGUUAUUUGACCAGGUCAACUCUGAUGGUAACACACCACUACAUAAUGCAGCAGCAUCAGGAGCUGGAAUGUGUGUUAAAUUCCUCGGUCAAAGAGGUUGCAAUCCCAAACCAAAGAAUAAUGAAGGAAAUACUGCCAGAACAAUAGCUAAAGACAUGGGACACAAGGAAGCAACAAAAGAAGCAAGAAAAGCUGAAAAAUCAUUUGGAAAAGUUGGUAAAAAUAACGAACCUUAUGCAAUAGCUCUUUAUGACUUUGUAUUUGAACGGCAAGAGAUGAUCAAAAACAUGUUUCAAAAAUAUUAUGAUCCGGAUGAAGAGGGGACUGUAAGUAAAAAUGAGUUUGUUGAUACAAUGCUUGGAAUGAACCCACCAGUUAAUGAGGAUGAACUGAGAAAAAUAGCUUCCAGUAAUGAAAAAGGGGGGAAGAUUGACUAUAACGAAUUCAUAGGUGGAAAGAAAUAUGUUAAUAAAAACUAUUUGAUGAGUGCAUUUGAAGGAAAGAAGAAAAAAGGAAAGAAAGGAAAGAAGGGGAAGGGAAAGAAAGGAAAAUUUAAGUUGGUUAUGCCAAUCUGUACAUCAGAAGAAGGUCCAAGAACGUACGGUGGAGGACCACCGGAAAUGUACAUAGAAAAGCACAUACACUUCACUGAUACUGGUAGAUUUGACAGAGACCAUCCACCCAAACAUCCCCUACAAGAUGACUCAGCAUGGUACCUUCAACAUCCAGAGAAAACAUACCUCAAUAUAAACGAUGCAGCAAGGAGUGGUGAUUUUGAUUCACUGAAGACAGCAUUCCAGAGGGGUAUACCAGCGGAUACAAGAGAUAAAUAUUACAAGACACCAUUAAUGGUGGCAUCAGCUGCUGGGAACUAUGAAAUGGUUAAAUUUCUUCUUGAAAAUGGAGCACAUGUUAAUGCACGUGACAAUUUCAAAUGGACACCUUUACAUCAUGCGUGCCAUGCAGGACAGCUUGAUAUUGUGGAAACUUUGUUGGCAAAUGGUGCUGAGAUGGAUGCUCCCACAAUGAGUGGCGGCACUCCAUUAACACGUGCCAUAGAAUCUUCCAGAGAACAUGUUGUAGACUUCCUUAUACAGAAGGGAGCUAAAAUGCAGACUGAGAAUAAAAAAGGACAUAACCCAUGUGAUAUCGCUCAGUCCUGGGCAGAUCCUCGAGUAUUACAGUGUGUACAGACUAAGUGGGAAAGUCUGCCACCUGUUGGUGGUAAAGGCAAGGGUGGUAAAGGGAAGGGAGGAAAAGCUACUCCAGCAAAGCGACCUCAGUCUGUGCCAGCUGGUGAUGGGCCACCUGGUACUGCUAGGGAAAUGCCAUCAAGCGCUCGUCAAAAUUUUGAAGAGGGCGCUCCACGUCAGAGGAAGGGUUCAAUAUUACGAGCAGCAUCUGCUCUGGCUGGUGGAAUAGAUGAACAAGAAAAUGUUACAUACACCCCACUUAAAGCCUGGACAAAACAACCAACAACUAAAGAACUUAUUGACGAUAAAGUUGUAAAGCGUGAACGAUUUGGCUGGGAAGUUGACUUUGAAGACUUUGAAAUGCCUUUUAAGAAAAAUGUUACCAAGAAAAUCGAGGAAAUGGGUGGGGCAGAUGAAGAUUAAUGUAUUUGAAUGCUUAGUUUAAUGUUCACUUUUAAGGAUGUUUGAUUGUUGAUAUGAAAUUCAUCAUAUUCCAGCUACAUUUUUCUGCUAUCAGUCAUUCAUACAUGUUGAUAACAUCUAUAUCCUGUAAGAGAGACAGAUACAAAAUGUGUCCAAUGUGUCAGAUAUGUUCUGGUAUUCUGUUAUACAUGUAUAUGAACUGAGCAGUAUGUAUUUGACAAAGUUAUGAUGUAAAUGUAUGGAAAACAAGAAAUUCAAACGAACCUUUAUUUUUGUCACUUGAUUUUUAAUAUACAUUGUACAUAUAUUUCAUUAAAAUACUGAUACUUGAAUUAAUGAUACUUAAGGGCUAUUUCCCACUCAGUAUUUAACAUGGAUCUUUGCAUUAUCUAUUGUAGAAUAUUUUUAUUAUGUGUAAGUGAAUAAAAAUAUUGUUAACUAUAUCAUAUAUUUUAUUAAUAUGAUCUUUUUUCUAUCCUGGAUACUCCUCUUUUAUGAGUUUUAUUUAAACAGGGCUAUGUAAAUAUAAAUUUUGUUUGUUGGUUUUUCCCUCUCAUAUCCAUGUCUUUUCUGCUCCUUUGAUCAAUUUAUCAGAAUGAUUAAGCCAAAGAUUUUUAGACUGUUGUUAACCUUUCUAGCUAUUAAUAUAAAAGUGCCUUUAUCAUUGAAUAGCAAUUUUUUGUUCGUUUAAAUUCUUAGGCAAAGAAUGAUUCUUUAUUCACCUUUGUUAAAAUGCACACGACUUACCUAUUGGUAACAGUUAGGUUAUAAUAAUAUAAAUAUUAAUUAAUGGUUAAAAUGCCUGGUAGUGAGUUGUGUCUGUGAUUGUUUAUUUACUAUAUUAAGUAUUAUUGCAUUAAAGAAAUACAUGGCUUCAAGUUCCACAGUGAAAAUAUCCCUGCCUGUAACUUUCAGGCAAAAACAGUUAAGCCUAUAAUUUCCCAAUUUAUUUAUACACCAUUGACCAUUGGACUAGUGUUUUAUAAGAAGUUUGUUUGUUAUAGACAGCCAAAUUACUUGUACAGCUUUGAUAUGAAUAAGCUCUCAUUUUUUUUUCUUCUCGAUGUACAAAAUGAGACUUGUAUUGAAAGAUUUUUUUUCUGGAUACAUGGUAGUAUUAUGAAUUGAACUGCUGAUGAAACAAGACAGUAUUAAUUCAUUAUUUCAAUACUUCAAUAUUUCUAUAAUUGUUUUGUUUAUUUAUGGUCUGGAAUAUAUGAAUUUCUUGAUAAUGUAUUGAUGCAAAAAAUGGUUUGGCCAAAAUCACACUAGGCGAAAUUGUGAAUAAACCUGAAUAAUAUAAAUGUAAAAAAUUCAUUUUACUUGGAAAAUAUAUUGAUAUAAAACUUCACUGUCAAGUUUCAUACUCGGCUAAAUUCUAUUGUAAAUAAUGUAGAUAUUUUUAUAGUGAACUAUCAUUUCUAACAGAAAGCUGUGAUAUUAUUAAAUGUACACAUUUUUAUUGAAUUUUUUUUCAUCAUUAUUUGAUUGAAUUGUGAUUUUAGUUGUUAAUUAUAUUGUAAUAAUGAGAAUGUAUUAUUGUUACUUGAGAUAUAUUUAUAGAGUUAUGUUCACAUGUCAUUACAGAAAAAAUAUAUAUAUGUUUGGUAAUUAUGCACUGAUUGGUUAUUUAAAGUUGUGUUGUAUCUGGAAAUGCUGAAGAUUUGAGGAUAUUGAGAAAGAUGUUAUUAUAUAUCAAUAUUAUGUUAUAAGUUAUGUGAACAAUUGUCAUGGUUACUGAAUUAAACUAUUUUCUCUGAA